Molecule: messenger RNA, 892 nt
Organism: Cuculus canorus (common cuckoo)
Lineage: Eukaryota; Metazoa; Chordata; Aves; Cuculiformes; Cuculidae
Gene: VAMP3
Product: vesicle associated membrane protein 3
Exons: 5
Coding region: 90-446 (118 amino acids)
Biological process (GO): vesicle-mediated transport; vesicle fusion; SNARE complex assembly
Cellular component (GO): SNARE complex; plasma membrane
Molecular function (GO): syntaxin-1 binding; SNAP receptor activity
Source: RefSeq, a predicted model, not a curated record
CAGAGUUAGAAUGACUUUCGUGCCCCUGGACACUGGUGAGGCCACACCUCGAAUCGUGCGUUCAGUUCUGGCCCCUCGCUCCAAGAAGGAUGUUGAGGCUCUGGAGUGUGUCCAGAGAAGAGCAACGAAGCUGGUCAGCCAGUGUCCCUGGAACCUCAAAUGUGGCUGCCGGCAGCAAUCGCCGUCUUCAGCAGACUCAACACCAAGUAGAUGAGGUUGUUGACAUUAUGAGAGUGAAUGUGGACAAGGUAUUGGAACGAGAUCAGAAGCUGUCAGAGUUGGAUGAUCGUGCUGAUGCACUGCAAGCAGGAGCUUCCCAGUUUGAGACCAGUGCAGCCAAGCUGAAAAGGAAGUACUGGUGGAAGAACUGUAAGAUGUGGGCAAUAUUGAUAGCUGUGGUUGUCAUUAUCAUCAUCAUCAUUAUUGUCUGGGCGGUGCCUUCAUGAGUUGCAGGAAGACUGAUGGACCCAAGUGCCUCUCCUUCACCUGCUGCCUUUCCAGCCCGUUUACUGCUGCUUGAAGCAAACCUCUCGAUUACCGAAACGUUAACUAACAUUUCCUGUUGCCUUAAGACACUCCUGUCAUCAAACACUAACGAGCACAGCCCCGCCCCUCCCCUCAGCCCACACCCCCCCACCCCUCCCCACGGGGGGGGAGGUGGGCGGGGCCGCACGUGGCGGCGGGGCCGGCGCGCGCACGGGGCCCGCGUGCCGCGGCGCGUGAGGGGCGGGGCGGUGGGCGGGGCCUCGCCCGCCGCUCGCCAAUAAAAGCGCGCGGGGCCGCUGGGGUGCCUCCAGUGCGUGAGUGUGUGUGUGUUGGGGCGGGGCGCGGCGCACGUGGCCGCGGCGCCGGGGGUGCGCGGCCGCCGCGUGCGGGGGCCCUUACGUAACGG